Messenger RNA from Monopterus albus (swamp eel), 1609 nucleotides. It is a transcript of the gene otol1a, whose product is annotated as otolin 1a. NCBI's taxonomy places the organism in Eukaryota, Metazoa, Chordata, Actinopteri, Synbranchiformes, Synbranchidae. The transcript has 5 exons. Gene Ontology annotation, molecular function: protein binding. The record is from RefSeq and is a predicted model, not a curated record. The coding region runs from base 88 to 1590 and encodes 500 amino acids.
GCAGGCUCCAUUAAUCACUUGUUCAAAGAGAUGGAGUGACGAGUCUUCACCAUCAACAUCAGCAGAUAAUUCUGCCAAGCCCUCAGUAUGCCAACCAUUCACCUAGUCUCCCUCAUCACUUUCAUUGUGGUCCUGAUGGCCUUGCUGAUUCCUAGAGCUAGAACCACACGCUGGCCCAGACCUCAGAGCACCAAGAAGCCCCCUCAUACUGGGAGCAGUGGCAGAGGUGGGAGAGGUGGAAUUGAACCGACCACCACCCUGUCCCCUUCCAGCAGCCUGCACACAGAUGAGACAACUGAGGUUAUGAUGGACGCUUACUCCUUGUCCUCUACAGACAGCAACACGUUCUCCAGCAACACUUACUCGACUGAAUUCCACACUGAUGCCAUAGUGCCUCCUGGGAACAACCAAGGAAACUAUACUCUCGACUAUACUGACUGCUUCUACAACUUUUGUGAGUGCUGUCCACCAGAGAGCGGUCCUGUAGGGCCUAUGGGAGAAAGAGGGCCACCUGGACCACCAGGAGAGAAUGGCCCUCCAGGGCUGACAGGUGCGAAGGGAGAUGUAGGGCCCAGAGGACCCCAAGGACCAACAGGACUAGCCGGAGCCAGUGGACUCAACGGCAGCACAGGUGAAAAAGGUGUUCAAGGACCUGUGGGUCUUCCUGGUACUCCUGGGAUCUCAGGAAAACCAGGAGAAAAAGGUGAUCCAGGCCCUAAAGGAGAAAAAGGUGAACAUGGUUCCAGCGGUUUGAAAGGGGACCCAGGAGAAAAAGGAGAGCCUGGCCUCAAUGGGACUGAGGGCAGCAUUGGGAAACAGGGGCCCAUGGGUCCCCCAGGUAUAGCUGGGACAAAGGGUCAGAAAGGUGAACAGGGACUUCCAGGUGAAGGUUUACCAGGUGAGAAAGGUAAAGUGGGUGAUCAGGGGCUCCCUGGUCCAAAAGGUGAAAUGGGACACCCAGGGGUGAAUGGACUUGAUGGUGCAAAGGGAGAGAAAGGGGAGUCGGGGCCUCCAGGAGGGAAAGGGGAUACUGGUGCCAGAGGGCCUCCAGGACCUCCAGGUGGGAGGGGCAUGAUAGGGAUAAAAGGGGAGAGGGGACCUAAAGGUGGGCGUGGGCUUCGGGGCCCUAAAGGCUCCCCAGGUGAGAGUGUGGAGCAGGUUCGCUCUGCUUUCAGUGUGGGUUUGUUCCCCAGCAGAUCCUUCCCUCCACCUGGCCUGCCUGUGAAGUUUGAUAAGGUGUUUUAUAAUGGUGAGGGGCACUGGGACACAACACUCUAUAAGUUCAAUGUCACCUAUCCAGGGGUCUACUUAUUCAGUUACCACAUCACUGUGCGCAACCGGCCGGUGCGUGCAGCUCUGGUGGUUAAUGGGAUACGGAAGCUGCGGACACGGGAUUCUCUGUAUGGCCAGGACAUUGAUCAGGCAUCCAGCCUCGCACUGCUGCCGAUGGAGCAAGGAGACCAGGUAUGGCUGGAGACGCUGAGAGACUGGAACGGAGUUUAUUCCAGCAGUGAAGAUGACAGUACGUUCUCUGGUUUCCUUGUUUACCCAGACCCAAAGAACAAAACUAUUGCUUUAAUAAACCAGUGACUGCAAACUUUGACCUUGA